Neocloeon triangulifer is the source of this 738-nucleotide messenger RNA. RefSeq names its product small ribosomal subunit protein bS6m (gene mRpS6). Gene Ontology annotation, cellular component: mitochondrial small ribosomal subunit; ribosome. The transcript has 3 exons. Gene Ontology annotation, biological process: translation. NCBI's taxonomy places the organism in Eukaryota, Metazoa, Arthropoda, Insecta, Ephemeroptera, Baetidae. The record is from RefSeq and is a predicted model, not a curated record. Bases 218 to 664 code for a protein of 148 amino acids. Gene Ontology annotation, molecular function: small ribosomal subunit rRNA binding; structural constituent of ribosome.
CGAGCAUGCGGACAAGCAUGCGGAUUCGCACGCACUCGAAUCGCCUAAAACCUUUUGUUAUGAAAAAUACGAAAAAUAUACACAGCUGAUUUGAUAAGAUCGAACUAUUAUAACUAUUUACUUCGUUUUAAUUGGUUUUUGAAGGUUUUGCUAGGUGAUCCUGCAUCUUUGGUAUCUUCAAAUUGAAACUAGGUUUUGAUUACUUAACAAGAAAAAAAUGCCCACUUAUGAGCUAGCGUUUUUGUUGAAAAACAUGACCAAGCCUGAACUAGCCGUGUCUAUGAAAAGGGCAGCCCAGGAGAUUUUCAACCGUGGUGGUUUCAUCAGAAAAAUGGAAAACCUUGGAAUUAGCAAAGAAACUCCUUAUAAAAUUUCGUCCCAUGGGCAAGUGCAUCGGACAGCAAGUUACUUUGCUGUAAAAUUUGACAUACCACCAUCUACUUUGGACGAUUUGAAAGAUUCUUACCAAAGAGAUGUGGACAUUGUCAGGUACAGAAUCUAUAAAGUUGAGGAACCACCUAAAUUCGAAUGCACUCUGCACGAAGAAAACUUACCACCAGCCUACAGAAAGGAUGUGCAGCAAUUAAUAGCAGAGAGCGAGAAGAAUAAACCAAAACAGUGGGAUGCAAAGUCAGGCCUUGACUACUAUCCGUUCCAAAGAUAGGCGUUCAUUAAUUACUCCGUGGUAUAAUUUUAUUAGUAAAAACAAAUAAAAAAUUAGAAAUUUCGGUAAUAAAA